Eimeria necatrix is the source of this 474-nucleotide messenger RNA. RefSeq lists its product as hypothetical. Lineage: Eukaryota; Apicomplexa; Conoidasida; Eucoccidiorida; Eimeriidae. Bases 1 to 474 code for a protein of 157 amino acids. The transcript has a single exon. The record is from RefSeq and is a predicted model, not a curated record.
AUGGCGGACGGCAAGCAGGUGCUGGGGAAGGUCACCGGCUGGCUCGGCGUGAUCACCGGGGCCUUCACUAUAAUAGUCUGGUGUUUUUUGCUGAGUGCGCGGGACCCGAAGAUCAAGUUGGACUCGGAAGACGCGCUGAACGACAUAAAUAAGGUGUUCUGGCGGCUGGCGCUGUUCACGUUCACCCCCUCCGUCUUCUUCGACAUCUGGACGCCCUUCGUGAUGGGCUUCGUGUCGAUUUUGUGUCACUUUCAGAAGUUCGACUUGACUUGGAUGUGCAAGACUUACAUCCACUACUUCAUUUGGAACUUCGCGCUGGGGCUCUUCGGCAACAUUGGCUACGCAGGCGGCGUCGGCAUCAUCUGCAGCGCCUUCGCCUUCCUCACGGCUUUGCUUUCUCUCAUUUGCAUUUUCAUUUUGCCCGGAGAAAGUCCCAAGCUGGGGCUCAACUCGCCCAAGGUCAGCACCAGGUAG